This is a messenger RNA of Nerophis ophidion (straightnose pipefish), 11502 nucleotides long. It is a transcript of the gene shank3a, whose product is annotated as SH3 and multiple ankyrin repeat domains 3a. The transcript has 27 exons. Gene Ontology annotation, cellular component: postsynaptic density; dendritic spine; postsynaptic membrane. Gene Ontology annotation, molecular function: synaptic receptor adaptor activity; ionotropic glutamate receptor binding. The record is from RefSeq and is a predicted model, not a curated record. NCBI's taxonomy places the organism in Eukaryota, Metazoa, Chordata, Actinopteri, Syngnathiformes, Syngnathidae. The coding region runs from base 647 to 6274 and encodes 1875 amino acids.
CCCCAUCGGUCGCUGAGGGAAAUUGUGAAGGCAGCCUGAAGGAAGAAGGAUGGCCGGUGUGUGAAUGGCCAGGAAUAUGUCAGGCUGAUGUCUCUCUUGUGUUCCCACUGUGGUGGGAGGCCUACAGAUGAGCCCCUGUCCUCUGUGGCAACCUUGGCUCUCCCUCGCCCGCGACCGGCAUUGGCAUUUGGGCGACAUAAUGACCAAUAAAGGAGCUGCUGGAGGAGGAGACAUCACUGCUAAUUUGGAGAAGUGCUCAGGCGAGAGAUGCAUGCGGCAACAAGAGGUGUGUGUGUUCAAUGUGAGUAAGGACCAGCAGAGUGUGUGUGUGCGCGCGUGUGUGUGUGUGUGUGUAGAGAGAGAGAGACCAGAGUCCAAGUCCCUCACAUGGAGCAUGCCUCUGCGUCCGGCAGCCGGCAAACAUGAGCCACCCAGCCCUCCACGGCAGGAGUAGCACACACACACUCUCACACACACACACACGCACGCUGACACACACACACACACGGCCACGGGCAGCCAGGGAGCCAGCACUGACAGCGGCAGCUCCCUGGAAGAGGACGGCGGCGUCUGCGUGUCGGUCGCCGCUCCCACGACGCCUUCCCGUCCCGGCGCAGAGCCGCGGGGCCACGGAGCCGCAGCAUCCAUGGAGGAACCCACGGGCAACACCGUCGUCAUCCGCAUCGGAAUCCCAGACCUGCAACAGACGAAAUGUAUCAAGUUCAACGUGGACGCCCCCAUCUGGCUGUCCAAGCAGAGGAUCCUCUGCACCCUCAACCAGAGCCUGAAGGACGUCCUCAACUACGGCCUCUUCCAGCCGGCGUACAACGGCAAGGCUGGCAAGUUCCUGGACGAGGAAAGACAGCUGAGGGAAUAUCCUUUCCCCUCCAUCGCUCCUGUACCGUACCUGGAGUUCCGCUACAAGAGACGUGUCUACACUCAGGCCUACUUGGAUGAGAAGCAGCUGUCCAAGCUGCACACCAAGGCCAACCUGAAGAAGUUGAUGGAGUUUGUGCAGCAGAGGAACACUGACAAGGUCUCGCGCUUUUUGGAGAAGGGUUUGGAUCCCAACUUCCACGAUCCUGACACAGGAGAAUGCCCUCUGACCCUGGCUGCACAGCUGGAAGGAUGUGCCGAAGUCAUCAAGGCCCUGAAGAGUGGAGGAGCACAUCUGGACUUCAGGACCAAAGAUGGCAUCACAGCUCUGCACAAGGCGGUGCGGAGCAAGAACCACAUGGCCCUCAUUACGCUGUUGGACUUGGGCGCGUCUCCCGACUACAAGGACAGUCGGGGGCUGACUCCUCUCUACCACAGCUCCAUGGUGGGGGGGGACCCUUACUGCUGCGAGCUGCUGCUGCACGACCACGCGCAGGUGGGCUGUGUGGACGAGAACGGCUGGCAGGAGAUCCACCAGGCAUGUCGAUACGGUCAUGUGCAGCACCUGGAACAUCUGCUCUUCUACGGGGCUGAAAUGAGCGCCCAGAAUGCUUCUGGGAACACGGCCCUGCACGUGUGCGCACUCUACAACCAGGACAGCUGUGCUCGGGUUCUCCUCUUCCGGGGCGCCGACAAAGAUAUCAGGAACUACAACAGCCAGACUGCCUUCCAGGUGGCCAUCAUAGCAGGAAACUUUGACCUGGCUGAAAUCAUCAAAGUCCACAAAGCGUCAGAUGUCGGUGACUCUCAGUCCUGCUGGUGUGUCCUGCCAGUGCCUUUCAGGGAGACACCUUCCUACACCAACCGUCGACGCGUGACGCCCGGCGCCUUGCCCUCGCCCCGCUCCCUGCUGCGCUCGGCCAGCGACAACAACCUGAACGGCGACAAGGACCACAUCCAGCGCCAUCAGGUCCACAGAGAGUCCCGGGGCCGCCAGGGUCACUCGCCGGUCCCCUCGCUGCGCAGUCUGCCGGCUCUUGGACAACAACAUGGCAGCCUGGGAGAGAGUCGCCACGCAGACUUCCCUGACAGCAGCCUGCAGAGCACCACCAGCUCCAGGUCCUCCCAGUCCCGCUCACCUUCCUUGCAUCACUGGCAGGACCAGGACAGGCCCGUGCCCAGGAGGUCCCACAGCCACGGGCACGGUCCCCACGGAAGACUCAGCCCCGGGUCCGUGCAGCGGGACCCCAGCCCGCCUCAUCACACCCCGCCGGCGCUGAUGGGCACACGCGGGCCCAAGCGGAAACUCUACAGUGCCGUCCCGGGUCGCACCUUCAUCGUGGUCAAGCCUUACACCCCGCAGGGGGAGGGGGAGAUCCAGCUCAAUCGCGGCGAGAGGGUGAAAGACUUUGACUGUAAUGACGUGGAAGUGCUGAGCAUAGGAGAAGGAGGCUUCUGGGAAGGCAGCGUCAAAGGCAGGACGGGAUGGUUUCCUGCUGACUGUGUGGAAGAAGUUCAGAUGAGGCAGUUUGACCCCCGGCUCGAGACGCGAGAGGACCGCACCAAGCGACUGUUCAGACACUACACCGUGGGUUCCUAUGACAACUUCACCUCUUACAGUGACUACAUCAUUGAGGAGAAGAAUGCAGUCUUGCAGAAGAAAGAAAACGAGGGCUUCGGUUUUGUCCUGCGAGGAGCAAAAGCUGAGACGCCCAUUGAAGAGUUCACGCCCACCCCCGCCUUCCCCGCCCUGCAGUACCUGGAGUCAGUGGACGUGGAAGGUGUGGCAUGGAGGGCCAGCUUGAGGACGGGAGACUUUCUCAUCGAAGUCAAUGGGGUCCAGGUGGUGAAGGUGGGCCACAAACAGGUGGUGUCUUUAAUCCGACAAGGAGGCAACCAGCUGCUGAUGAAGGUCGUGUCCGUCAUGCGGAAACCAGAGUCAGAGGAAGUUGUCCGCAAAAAAGCUCCGCCCCCUCCCAAGAGAGCCCCCAGCACCACCCUCACACUGCGCUCCAAGUCCAUGACCGCCGAGCUGGAAGAACUGGCUUCUGCUCGGAGGAGAAGAGGCGAGAGACUGGACGAGAUGUUGGCAUCCCAGGAGUCCACGCUGCGUUCGCAACCCUCAGAAACGGACUACAGAGCAGCCACGGUCAAACAGCGGCCCACCAGCAGGAGAAUCACGCCAGCAGAGAUCAGCUCACUGUUUGAGCGACAAGGGAUGACGCUGCACGGAGGUCUUCACCCGGCCAUGGAGAGAGGACACAUACCCUUAUCCAGGGGCAUGUCCAGGACCAAGUCAUUUGGUGCCACUGAGGAGGAUCGUCUAGCCGCCCUGGCAGGUGAGCAUCGCUUUCCGCGCAGUUCCUCCAUGACCGACAGCCUGCGAGAACUCCCGCAGCUUCAUCCCAUCCCUCCGCCUCCACAAAUAGCACCGCCUCCACCUCCGUAUUACUUGGACACAGGACCGCCGCCGGCCUUCUGCCCGCCGCCUCCCCCAUCUAGGACCCAGAGUCAGGGCCACGAACCAGGAGGACGCUCCAGCUUUAAGCCUUCCUCCUUGGACCUGCCCUAUGAGGCGGCACAACGGCAGGCCACGCAGAUAGAGAGGCAGAAAAAAGCCCGCUCCAUGAUCAUCCUUCAAGACUCUUCACAUUUACCCGUGGAACCCACAGAAAUCCCCCGUCCCUCUGCUGCUCCUCCACCAGAGCGGAUAAAACGGAAGGGACGGGUCAUUGACAACCCCUAUGCCAAUGUGGGCCAGUUUAGCAUUGGACUGUACACACCUACCAAGCCUCAGCGGAAGAAAAGCCCCCUGGUGAAGCAGCUACAGGUGGAGGAUGCACAAGAAAAAGCAAGUAUGGCCUUAGCCCACUCCCGAGAAAGCUCACCCUCAGGACGACACCCACGCACCAGCCGUGCAGACUACUACCAGCAGCAGCUAAUGGCCGAGCGUUUGCGGGCCCAAGGAGAAGCCAUGUUUCAGGGUAAGGGCCCGUUCGCCGCUGCAAUCGCUGGGGCAGUGAAAGACCGUGAGCGACGCCUGGAGGAGCGACGGAAAUCCACUGUCUUCCUUUCCGUGGGAACAAUGGAGGGUGCGUCCUCAGAGGUCCCCUCUCUUACGCAGUCUCACUCUAUAGAUGAGCGUAUACUCACCCGGGAGCUUGGCCAGUUGCCACCUCCUGCCUUGGCCUUGAGCCCCUCACCCAGCGGGACCACCUUUAUCCAUCCACUCACAGGAAAGCCCCUGGAUCCCAACUCCCCUUUGGCUCUCGCGCUGGCCGCCAGAGAAAGGGCGCUGACCUCCCAGAGCCAGUCUCCAACGAGCAGCCCUGAACCACGAACUAAACAGGAGCGGGUGGGCCCGGGUGUAAUGUUCAUUGACACUCAGACCAAAGAGUCUCCACUUGGAGAAGGUCCACCCACAUCUCCUUCUUUUACAUCCCAAGGCUCCAAGGCUCCAAUAUCAGUAUUAGUCCCUCAGCCCACCAAACCACAGUGGGCCGCAUCACCAUCAAGUCUGUCAUUCCACCAGGAGAUGGAGACCCGGAUCGAAGACAGGAAGGAGGACAUGCUUGAGGAGAAAAAAAGCAUGUUGAUCAGUAUUAUGGACACGUCCCAGCAGAAGACGGCAGGGCUAAUUAUGGUACACGCUACCAGCAAUGGCCAAGCUGGUCAAGAACUACAACAGACACCUUCCCCGUCAUCCAAAGAACUAAGCAAAUCUCAAUUAAGUCCAAGGACUAAGUCCCCAAGUCCCACAGUCCCUGUGCCCCAGCCUCAGAGUCCACAUGCUGCCAGCUUUGCUCAAGACAAGGGUCUGGUUCAGGGAAGCUCGGAGGAGGACAUGGAUCCAUAUACGGUGACGUUGCCCCCCGCCAUGUUGUCCUCCAGUGACGAGGAGACACGAGAGGAGCUGCGUAAGAUUGCUUUUGUUCCACCGCCUAAUGAGUUCUCGAACGGACUGCUUGCACAGACCAAGGGUAUUCCACCGUCCCCAAGCAAACCUACGGCACCUUCCCCCACCACCCCUCCAACACCUACACCCAAGACACCUUUAACUCCAACCACCCAGCCUCAGCCCCGCCAUCUCCCACCACCACCCAGCACAGCAGCUGUCUCAGGGAAACCCUCGAACCCUCUCGAGCCCCCGCCUGUGUGUGAGUCUGGCUCCGCAGCCGAUUCAGGCGUGGAGGAGGCAGACACGCGCAGCUCCAGCGAUCGAGAACGAGACCACCACCUUGAGACCACCAGCACUGUCUCCACAGUUUCCAGCAUGUCCACGCUGUCCUCAGAAAGCGGCGAACCUGCCGACACACACACCACACACACUUCCUAUGCCGACGGGCAGACUUUUGUGCUCGACAAACCGCCAGUGCCUCCCAAGCCCCGACUUAAGUCCCACAUAGGAGGCAGUAAAGGUCCUGUCACCUUCAGGGACCCUCUGCUGAAGCAGAGUUCUGACAGCGAGCUGCUGUCACAGCAACAGGCCGCCGCACUGGCUGCGGCGGUGGCCGGAGGAGGCGGGCUGCCCCCAGGCGGUUCGGCCUCAGUGACUGGACUCGCUCCCACCAAGCCGCGCUACCUCUUCCAGCGGCGAUCCAAGCUGUGGGGGGACCCGAUGGAGCCUCGCGGGCCAGGGGUGGGGCUGGGUAUUGGGAGUUUGGGAAACCUAGGUGGGCUGGGACUGGGGCUGGGUGCUGAUGAGGGAGCAAAACCCUUCGUGAUGGGGGAGCUCAGUUCUCGAUUGCAGCAGCUGAACAAAGACACAAGGUCCCUGGGAGAGGAGCCCCUGGGAGCAUCGCUAGACCCUGGGAGGAAGUCUCCUGUAGCAGGUGCCAGACUUUUCAGCAGCCUAGGCGAACUCCACACCAUUUCUCAGAGGAGUUACGGCACCACCUUCAGCAUCCGCCCUGGCAGCCGUUACCCUGUGACACGACGCAGCCCCAGCCCGGGCUCACCCGACCGGGGGGACCCUCUGGGACGCUACUCGGGCUACGGCCUUCAGCCUUCGCCGACCACACCCCCGCAAACCAUCCUCAAAUCCUCCAGCCUCAGUCUACCCCAGGAACCCAAGGAGGUCCGCUUUGUGAUGAGGAGCUCCAGCGCCCGAUCCCGCUCUCGUUCGCCGUCGCCUUCCCACUCCCCGGGUCUGGGCUCCCCCCUGCUGGCGCUCAGACCUUUCCACCAGAAGCCGCUCCACCUGUGGAACAAGUACGAUGUGGGGGACUGGUUGGAGAGCAUCAACCUCAGCGAGCACAGGGUGGGCUUCCAGGAACACGAGAUCGAGGGCUCCCACCUGCCGGCGCUGACCAAGGACGACUUCACCGAGCUGGGCGUGACACGAGUGGGCCACCGCAUGAACAUUGAACGAGCGCUAAAGCAGCUGCUGGAGAGCUGACCCCCGCCCCCAGCUCCAGUUGGGGAACAGAAGAACAGUACGCGAUAUCGGCCCUCCUCUCUACCUCCCACGAGGCCUCCACGAAAGAAAGAAGCCUUUAUCGCUUCGAGUAAAGGAAGAGUUUUCAGUCCAAUCAGAAAAAAAGCUCAGUUGCCUUUCAACAACGUUUCUACAGAGAUCAACAACCACCACCACGACGUGUCUCCUCGAUAUCUGCUGUGGUUUUCAAAGCCCAGGACUUGGGAGCCCAGGGGGGGUGGCACAGGAGAAGCCCCGCCCCUUCGCCUUGAUACCCAGACUGUGCUCUCUUCUAUUUGGAGAAUGUUUAACCAACACUUGUGGCUUUUGUUCCAUAAUCAACUAUUUUGCUUUUCCAAAGGGAAUAUGAUAAGAUGUAUUUAAUAAUAGCUUUGUGCAAAAAAAGGAAUCUGCACCUGUUCUUAGUUUUUAGUAUAGCGAAAUAAUAGUUGACCCAUUUCUACCAGUGAUAUAUAUAUAUAUAUAUUUGAAAGAAAAAUAUGAAGAUGAUUUUGUCAUACACUUGUGUUCAACUGUAGCAUUUUGUCUGACCAUCUUCCUUCAAACAAAAAGGGCAUACCCAAAUGUGUCUAGUCCCAAUAAUGUGAUUGGCUCUCAACUUCAUCCUCUCCUUUGAAACACUAGCCUUCCCAUAGUUACUUUAGCAUCCACACUCAAUUCAACAUGGAAGUAAAACUAUCAAAACAAAAAGUUAGUACCUCGGUUUGCGAUAGUAAUCUCUUCCAAAAUGAUGAAACUGUUCCAGACACCAGUAACUAGUUGACGUACAUACAGAAUGAUCAAGGAAUAUUUCAUUCAAUACUCUCAAUAGUAACAAGGUAAAAGUGAUCCAUGUUUUAAAAAAAAAGAACAAUUCUGAAGAGUGAGAUCAAAUACGGUAAAUGUUCUUUUCCCUGUUUACCAUUUGAUCAACUAACCAGAGUAGUGCAUUUCAUAUUGCUUUCUGCACAGCUAAGACUUUGAACAAAAACACAAUACUUUCUAACUCUGGUCAAAUUUAGUCACUUUUUUACUCCAGCAGAUGAUAAAACACUAACAAAGUGUCGAUACAAGCAGUGAGUGUGCCACAAGCUCACUGAUGUGAAGUGAAGUGAAUUAUAUUUAUAUAGCGCUUUUACACAGUGAAACCCAAUAUGUAAUUUUUACAUUUAAACCGAUGUGGGUGACACUGGGAGCAGGUGGGUAAAGUGUCUUGCCCAAGGACACAACAGCAGUGACUAGGGGAUUGAACCUGCAACCCUCAAGUUGCUGGCACGGCCGGCUCUACCAACCGAGCUAUACCGCCAAUACUGAUGCAUCAUUGUUGGCAAAGGUAGAGCUAUGCUGAUGUUUGUACUCUUUUAGUUUAAUACUGUUUUUCACCUUCUUUAUCAGAUAUCUGUGUUGGCCCUGUGAUGAGGUGGCGACUUGUCCAGGGUGUACCCCGCCUUCCGCCCGAUUGUAGCUGAGAUAGGCGCCAGCGCCCCCCGCGACCCCGAAAGGGAAUAAGCGGUAGAAAAUGGAUGGAUGGACCUUCUUUAUCAAAGUGUUGGCACUAUUCUGUAGAAAAAGAAAAGGUGCAGACACACGUGGGAUUCAAAAAGACUACUUUGUUGCUUGCAAUGUACCAAAACUGGGACGAAGAAAACAAUCUUAUAAAAUUUGGGGCGUACGAAAACCGAGGUACUACUGUAAUUAAUAUUGGUUUUGUAAAAUUGCUCACUUUUUACCUCGGAAUAUUUUUUUUCUGUCUAGUUCUAAUAGUCUUUCGUUAAAGUCAAAUAGAAUAUUUCUAAUGGCGAAGUAAGAACCUCAUUGAUUCAAACUUAUGUCAAAUACUGUAGUCCAACAAAUCAUUAUUGUGCUUACAUUUAAUCUGGUUCACUUUUAACAUAAUCAGGUAUGAAUAAUAUCUGACAUAUUAAUAAUAAAUAGAGAGGCCAAUAAGGUCAAAGAGCCAAAAGCCCAAGGCUGUAAAGUAAUGAUGAAGUUCAUCUUUAGGAUCUCUAAGAAGUCAGCCCUGGUGUUUGUUGGUGGACUUUUGAAGUUUUCUUGCCUGAAGAAAGGGAACAUGUCCGAUAUGGCGAUGGAGAGUGUCUCAUUGACUUAACCCCUAAACUGUGAAGACCAGGCAUGGGUACAAUCAUGACAACAUAUUGGCACAACACCACUAAAAACAGGCCGGUUGGAAGAAUAGUACUCACUGUGACCUCUUUUGUUCCACUCUUUUGUUUUCCUAACGUCUUUCUUGCUCCUUUUGACACUGUGGGUAGAUUUUUGUAGCGUGUGAAACAUGACAAAAAAAGAAGUGUCCUGUCCAUUCUAAACAUGUAAAUAUAUUUGCUAUUUUGAAUCACAAGCAAUGUACAUACGAUAGAUUUCCUAUACAUUUUUGGAAAACAACUAUAUAUAGAUCUAUAUAUAUAUAUAUAUAUAAUAUGAAUGUUUGGCAUACAGUAUAUGCAUAGUUAACCACCUGUGGAAAAAGGUGAGCAGAUUUUAUUCUUUUUAUGACCUUUUCAACUAUGAACUCUACUACAACUAUAGGGGAUGAUUUGCACAAAACAAAGUGACAAGGUGCUAACAUAGACAUCGUCCGAGUGCAUGCGUGCAUCUGGAUCCCCCAAAGAGUGUGUGUGCCUCCUUUUGUGUAAUGUUGGAUGAAGGCAGACAAGGACAGUGCUUGCUAGUUUACAUCAAUGUAUAUAUUUGGUCCACGAUAGCCUUACUGUACAUCAGAUUCCCACUAGUGGCUGUGACACACACACACACACACCAUUUAGUUAUUAUGAGCGGAUUGAUUGCAAAAGACUUAGUUUACACUGUGGACACAUAGUAUCAGGACGUGAGAAUGGAAGCAAAUAUGGACUCAUGCAUUGCAUUUAGAGCAGCAGAUCCAGCAUUUGUCUGCCUGUGCCUUUCACACAGAAACCCCUGCCAUGUGGAAUAUUGCAACACUUAGGGGGCGCUUUCACACACAAUCAUGGAAAUAUAGGCCGGAACAGCGACCCGCAGAGUAAGUGUAAAAGGAGUUGACCAAACGGAGUAUCUGGCAUACAGUAUAAACCAGGGGUAGGGAACCUAUGGCUCUAGAGCCAGAUGUGGCUCUUUUGAUGACUGCAUCUGGCUCUCGGAUAAAUCUGAGCUGACAUUGCUUAACACGAUAAGUAAUGAAUAAUUCCACUUGUAAUCACAGUGUUAAAAAUAAAGUUCAAAAUAUAAAACAUUCUCAUGCUUUUUAAUGUUCAAGAAGUUGCGUUAAUGGUAAGUAGUAAUUUAUUUAUUAUUGGUUAGUGUGGGGCUUGCCCUCCUGGGAGUUCUUCAGACCACCAAGCACCAACAUGAGAGCCUGUUUCAGGGUUACAUUAUUGUUUUAUGUUUCAAUAAGUCUCUCAGUUGCUUUCCAGCAAUUGUCUUUUUCUCUCUCGCUCGCGCUCUGGCUAUAAUUCACCCCGUCUCUCCUCCUAGGCUGCUGCUUAUAACAGAGCGACAGGUGAUUAGAUAACAAGGCCCAGGUGGGCCAUCUACGCACCUGUCGCUGAUUUCGAGGCCGGUCCUGGGACACCCAAGUUUACUGCAGGCCCACAGGCCACGCCCCCACCACAGUUAGCGUCAGAAUAACAAUGUUAUUACAAAGAAUAAGAGACCUAUUCUAAUCUAGAAAUGUUGGUCUUACUUAAAAAUGCAGGCGUUUACUUGUGUUCAGUGUUAUAAAAAUAUUAUAUGGCUCUUACGGAAAUACAUUUUUAAAUAUUUGGCUUUCAUGGCUCUCUCAGCCAAAAAGGUUCCCGACCCCUGGUAUAAACAGUACAGGCCAAAAGUUUGGACACACCUUCUCCUCAUUCAAUGUGUUUUCUUUAUUUUUACAACUAUUUACAUUGUAGAUUGUCACUGAAGGCAUCAAAACUAUGACACGUAAAGUGAAAACCCUUUCAGGUGACUAACUCCUGAAGCAAACGGAGAGAAUGCCAAGAGUGUGUAAAGCAGUAAUCAGAGCAAAGGGUGGCGAUUUUGAAGAAACUACAACAUCAAACAUGUUUUCACCUUUUUUGUUAAGUACAUAACUCCGCAUGUGUUCAUUCAAAGUUUUGAUGGGACAAGCUACAAUGGAAAUAGUCAUGAAAAUUAACAAAAAUAAAAGAGGAGAAGGUGUGUCCAAACUUUUGGCCUGUACUCUAUGUUCUACAGAAGGGUUGAGGUCAGGGUUCUCACGUUCAAGAUGUUGUUGUGUGGGAUUUCUAGUUGUUCCCAUUGCAAGAAAUGUGGAAAGCCACACAUUAAGAUCCGCUUUCACACCUCCUCUAGUUUUCCACGUCACUGUGAACUACGGUGAAAAGGUCAACCUGGCAAUUUUUCAAACAUAUUCCAUUGAACACCCUGUUGUGUUGAAAGCAAUUGUGGAAGUCUGACAAGUAUGUGUGAAAGCACACACAUAAGUUGAUCAAGAAAAAAAAGGUGCAGGUGAAUAGAUGCCAGGCUCUAUUUUGUGGUUUCGAGCUUCACUGCGUAGUCCCCUGUGUCUUGUCUUUUUUCCUCCAAUUUGAAUAGGGACGAGGACAAAAGGAAACCGUGCCAAAAAACUUUGAACUGUAUAUUUGUCUUUAGGACUAUCUUAGUUGCAGCAUUUUGAGCCGUUUCAGACUCAAUAAUAUGGUGCCAUCUCCUGAAAACCUUGAGAACUGCAGACAUUGAAUAGCUUGCUCACUCUUUUCUUAGCAGACGUCACUAUUCUCACAUGUACGUGAAUAUAUACACAAGCUUUACAUUUGCUUGGAAUUCAUCUUUUGAGAAUGACAUUGGCGUUAUUUGCAGUUUAUGUGAAACUUUUAGAGGUUUGGGUUACCGACAAGAUUGUUUCUUACCAUAAACAAUGGUGACCUGAUGCAUCAUUUGGGCUAAUCAGUUCAGUCAAGGCUUGUUUUCUGAUCAAAGCACAAUCCACAUAGUGAAAGAGGGGGGUGUAUAAAACAUCCACUGAUCUUAUCAUGUAAGGGUUCUUAUUAAUAUUAUUAUUAAGGUUUUUUUGUGCCCCCUCUCCUUGUUUGCACUGUGAAGUUUGGAGUAUCGCUGCAAGGUCUCAGCCUUGUCUUGCUGCCCAUCAUUAAGCUACAACACAAAUGAACUUGGAGGAUGCUACAAGUCUGAGAUGUUGUUGGCGAUACGUUUGUUUUAUUAUGUAACACAUUUAUAAUUAAAACAUGAACUGCUAA